AUGUUUUUACUUUAUUUUGAAUUUAGGUAUGGAUUUGGAGACUGCAAAAAGCCAUUACAUGAUUCAGCAAGUUUGAUACAAGACAUUGUUCAUCAACAGUUAGUUAAUCUUUUACAUCAGGCUUCAGAAGUAGCUUCUACCAGAAAUAGUCGCUUUAUAAGUAUAGAAGACAUUGUAUUCUUAAUGAGAAAAGACAAGGUCAAGUUAAGAAGAUUAUUAAGAUAUAUGAAAGUUAAAGAUACUAAAGCAAUGUUAUUAAGAUCUGUAGGAACAGAGGAUAAUGAAGAAAUUGCUCAGCCUGUACCAACAUAUAAACGAAGGAAAGUUUGUUAUGAUUUCCUUUCUUCUAUUGAUCAAACAGGAGAAUUAGUAGCUUUAUUUGAUGAUGAAUCUGUCGAUGAAAUAAAGCAUGAACGAUUGAUGAGAGCAGAAUUACAGAGUCGUAACCUGGAUACAAAAAGUUAUACAGAGUUUUGUGAAGCAAGACAGGCUGGUUUUAGUAAAAAAUAUAAAUUUCAAAGAUUUAAGGAAUGGAUUAUGGCUGGUAUUAAUUUAGAUAUUAAACCUAAUUUACAUGCUCUAGAAGUAGUCAGUUAUCUAGCUUAUGAAACGGUAGCUGAGAUAGUAGACUUAGCUUUAUUAGUGAAACAAGAUAUGAGAAGUUGUAUAAAUGAUCCUAUGAUAAAAAAUACACCUCAGUUAUGUCAGAAUUACCAUAAUGCAGGAGAUUUAUUUACUGGAACUAAUAAAACAUCUACAUUAGAUCUUGUGAUUACCCCAUCAGAUAUACAAGAAGCUAUGAGAAGAUAUAGUAGUACAAUAGGUCCUUUUGCUUCCAGUAUGGUAUGUUGA
Molecule: messenger RNA, 852 nt
Organism: Lottia gigantea (owl limpet)
Lineage: Eukaryota; Metazoa; Mollusca; Gastropoda; Lottiidae
Exons: 9
Coding region: 1-852 (283 amino acids)
Biological process (GO): transcription by RNA polymerase II
Molecular function (GO): transcription coactivator activity; protein heterodimerization activity
Source: RefSeq, a predicted model, not a curated record